AAGAAGAAGAAGAAGAAGGGAGGCAGAGCUGAGUGUGAGAGCAAGUGACUAGUUCCUAUUAGUUGCUACUGCAUCAAUAAAAAGGCCUCCUUUUGUCCGAUUCAGUGCAGUUGUCCAGUGAGCAGCAAAGAGCUCAGUUUGGUGUGGUCACUCAAUCGGGUGACAAUUGGUAAUUUCUUUUUGGAGUAAUACCCAAAGUAAGAUUAAUAGAGAGAAAGAAAGCAAAUAAAAAAAAUAUCAACAGGUCUCCUACACACACACACACACAUAAUGAGUUUCAACUGAUUAUUACUCUCAAAUGGUACCAAGUUACAAUAUUAAAUAGUCCCCAAGACAGAACAGACAGCUUCCAGUGAAGGACCAGAUAACAACAGAAAGAUGUACAGGUUAGCCAGACAGGUGAGCUUCCUGGUUUAUGGCUUAUGCCUUCUGGUAGUUAGCCUGGAAGCUAGCUGUCCAGAUGGUUGCAGGUGUAGUGGAGACAGAAUUGACUGUCCUGUCCCAGAGGAGUUUUUUAACUUACUGGGAUGUGAUUUGAAAAAACUAGAUAGAGACAGAUUGGAAAAUAUUCACGAAAUCAAACAGUUGUGUUUGACACAAAAUCAGUUGCGGUCAAUUAAUUCCAACCUGUUCCGAUCAUUUUUAGACCUUCGCAAACUCGACCUAACAAACAACCAGAUAUCAACCAUCAGUGAACAGGCAUUUGAAAGACUUGCAGAACUUCAAGGACUCGUUCUCUUCAAAAACAACGUAUAUGAUAUUAAAAACCUUUUCAAAAGAAACACUAAACUAACAUUUCUCAAUCUAGGAUCAAACCAGAUCACAGAAAUAGGAGAGAAUGACUUUCAGAACCUAUCAAAGCUGAAGUACCUGGAUUUGACCUCAAAUCAAAUAACUACAAUUAAUCCAAAAGCAUUUGAGCCGCUGGUGAGUUUAUGUUAUUUGAUUCUUCAAAACAACAAACUUAUCGAUUUCAGUGUGCUGGAUUUUACACUGAAAUCUCUGCGUGUAGCUGACUUCACAAACAAUAGACUGGAACGAGUGCCAAAGGGACUGCCAGAAAGUAUCACUGACCUCCGGUUUGGCAAAAACAACAUUACGAAAAUUGGGAAAAGUGACCUAAAGCGCAUUUCAGCACUACAAUUAUUGACACUUAAUGAAAAUCAAAUUAAUUCUAUUCAUGACAAUGCAUUCAAUGGUCUUGAUAAUGUGAAGGAACUUUGGCUCAAUUCUAACGAGUUAUUUACACUGCCAACAAAACUGCCAAAGAACUUAGUCAAAUUGGCCAUCAAUUCAAAUUUAAUCAGUAGGAUUGAAAGAUAUUCAUUUCUGAAGAGCCCUCUCAUAGAAGAGCUAACACUGGAGACAAAUAAAAUCACUGAGAUUGAGCCUGAAGCAUUCAGUAAGUUGUCAAUGUUGAAAGACCUGAAUCUUCAAAGUAAUCAACUACAUACACUAACAACAGGAAUCUUCAAAGACCUGCCAAAUUUGGUCAGCCUAAGACUGGCAAAUAAUCCGAUAGCAACUGUUCAGAGGCGAGCCUUUGAAUCCCUGCCAUCACUGCACACACUGGAUAUAUCUUAUGGAGAAUUAGAAAGUGCAAGAGUGCAGAUGGAUCUCUUCCAAGAAAUGCCAAAUCUACAGGAAUUCAAUCUGAUGAACAGCCCCGGUCUAUGUAAAAGUCUGCUGGACCGAGUCAGAAAUGGCCAGAUUGAAACAACACAAUCAGUUCAAAAAAUUGAUUUUCGAUACAACAUCCUCAAAAACUUGCCGGAGAAUAUACCAGGAAUAUUUCCAAAACUGACAACAUUUCUGCUCAACAACAAUGCUUGGCACUGUGACUCCAAUCUGCUCUGGCUCAAAAGAUGGUUAGGAACACCAGCUAUUACUUUCUAUGAGAAUAAAACACCAGCUUGCUGCACACCAAGUAAGCUCAAAGGUAAACUAUUAAGGGAUCUAUCUGAUAAUGAAUAUCUUAGAAGCGCAGCAGCAGAAUACCGGACUGAUAGCAGCAGAUAUGCAGAAUAUAAACCAAGUGGUAACCCAUCUUUGUUAGAAAAAAGCCAGCUGCAAAGAGCAAGGUCCUCAAGAAUUGCAUUUGGUACAAAUGUCUCUGUCCAAGACAGCUUGAAUCAACGAAAGAGGCGCAGGAGUAAAAGGCGGCGUAGCAGGAGAAACAAAAGAAAACAUAGUAGACAGGAAAAGAAGCAGUAAUAAACCAGUAAAUAAAGGACUUUUAUUGUUUAUUACCUCAAAGAACUACUUUAAAGAAGGGUCUUAGAACAACUGUUUAAUUAGAGGAUCUUUUUCUUUUUCUUUUUUUUUUUUUUAUCCCCAUAAGGUAUUAAUUUUUCUGUUGAGAUUUAUUUUCAUGACAGAUGACGGAAGAUAGUCUGAUAGAAGCUACCGAAACCGACCACAGUCUAAAUACAGCAACUCAAAGACAAAUACCAACAGACAGAAAGCAUUCUGUCACCCAAUAUUUUAACGCUUCAAUUCAUUAGUCAAAUGCUUCAAAGUAAUCCCUUCGAACUGACUCUCGUUUAACCAGCAAAAUAUCUGAUUGUUAUAACAUUAGAAGAAUAUUUGAAAAAGAACAAAAACCAAACAAACAAAUAAAUAAAAAAAUUUUAAAAAGUUGGGAACACCAAUGACUACUAAACCGAUGAUGGCAGUAAUUAUGCAAGAUAACAACAACGAUGAUAAUGGUGAUGAGGAUGAUGAUGUGACUAAAUGUAGCAACAUUCUUUUACUAGUUUCAGUAAUUAGAUUGUGGCCAUGCAGGGGCACCGCCUUGGAUAUCCAUUAUACAAACAUAACCAACAUCCGAGAGACAGAUUAACACAUAAUCCAAUGGGGGAUUGCAAGGACAGUGGGGAGAACAAAAAACAAAAUAAAUACACUGAAAGACAGUAUUGUAAUAUGGAGAGCAACUACUACGAGAAGAAAUUAGCAGACAUAAUUAGUUGGAAAGACAAGCUUGAUGAAUUAUUUGACUGAAAUAGGGUCCAAUGGGGUUUGCAAAGAAGUUAAUAACAAAGAAUUAACUGUAAACAAUAUAUAUAUAUAUACCGGAGUAAGCACAUAAAUGUGCAACGAGGUGGAAAAAAGAGUACUCAAAUACCAGAGGUAGAGUAAUAUGCUUUAUUUAAAAGCAGCAGAAAUAUAACAAAAAACUGUUAUACAUAUAUAAAGUAUACAUAUAUAUAGAUGUAUACACACACGAACAUGCACGCAUACACAUAUAUACAUACAUACAUAUAUAUAUAUGCGUGUGCACACACACAAUACAGGCGCGCACGUAGACACACACACACACACACUGUGUGUGAUUUUUCUGUAACCAAACAUCAGCUGUUAUCCUAAAUAGAUUAAUAUUGGGGAAAGGUAAAAAAAAGAAUUUGAGCAAGCAUAAAGCUUGAAGCAGAUUAUAUUAUCACCUGUCAUAUUAUUUGGAAAGCCAUAUUCUCCUCAGAUCUACAAUAUUCAAAUAUAACUGACUUUUUGUUAUCAAGUCAGUAGGACUGUAUUCUCGUAUUUUUAAACGAACACACACACAGACACACACACACACAUGCAAGCAUACAAACUGGAACAUAUAAAAAAAGAAAAGAAAAAAAGGAGAGGAUUAAGAAAAAAACAGGAAAAGAAAAAAAGGGGAAAA
Octopus bimaculoides (California two-spot octopus) is the source of this 3664-nucleotide messenger RNA. RefSeq lists its product as uncharacterized. The record is from RefSeq and is a predicted model, not a curated record. NCBI's taxonomy places the organism in Eukaryota, Metazoa, Mollusca, Cephalopoda, Octopoda, Octopodidae. Gene Ontology annotation, molecular function: protein binding.